Molecule: messenger RNA, 393 nt
Organism: Amphimedon queenslandica
Lineage: Eukaryota; Metazoa; Porifera; Demospongiae; Haplosclerida; Niphatidae
Product: putative histone deacetylase complex subunit cti6
Exons: 2
Coding region: 1-393 (130 amino acids)
Source: RefSeq, a predicted model, not a curated record
AUGGCGGAAAAAAGUGGAUCUUCUAAAAGAGCCUCGCAGCUAUCAAAACGAGGAGGCCCUCAACUCCCAAAGAGUGGCAGUGGCCCGCCUGGAACAAAGAGUAAGAUUCCUAAAACUCCUACUAAUCAUGCUGCAUCCAGUCCAGCGCUAGUCCACUGUGUCUGUUCUUCCACCGAAGACGUUGGACUCAUGGUCGAGUGCGAGUCCUGUUCAAAGUGGUCUCAUUCCAAGUGUGUCGGCAUAACACAGUCUACUGCUCCCUCCUUUCCUUUUGUCUGUCCCUUCUGUGUCAAGUUGCUCUUUUCCAGAUUAGCUGCUGCGGAACUGGAGAUAGAUGCUCUUCGUAAACAAAUUUCUACUCUCGAAUCUGCUGCUGAACAAUGCAUCCCUUAA